ACACACGGCAGGGGUUUUGCUGAAAUGAAAGUGGAAGCAAAACCUGCAGACAGAACCGUCGGAAGUGUAACUCAGGCCCAACUUGGAGGGGACGAAGCCACCUCCGAAGGUACAAGCAAGAGUUUAGUUACAGGGGACACUGCCACUUUAUACCCAGCUCUGAAGCCUCGGCCCUUGUCAACCGGACUGCAGGCCCACGUCAGUGAUGUAUGAUGAUGCGGCCCUGGGUGCCCUUCGGGAGGAACAGGCCAGACUAAAGGGCCGGCUGCGGGAGCUGCAGCAGCGGAGAAGGGAGCUCAGGGACCAAGCCCGAGACCAGGUCCCAUUCGUGGCAACUGCAGUCCCCCUGGUGUUCCGAGGACACACUCAGCAGGGCCAGGAAGCACCCAAGUGUUUGGUUUCCGAAGUGAGGAUCUCCUACCCUCUGCCAGGAGGCUCUGCUCUGGUCACCUUCGGUGACCCCAAGGUGGCCCAGAGGGUGCUGCAACAGAAGGAGCAUGAGAUCCACAUAGAGGAAUGCCGGCUGCGGGUUCAAGUGCAGGCUCUGGAGCUGCCUGUGGUGACUGCUGUCCAGGUGUCCACUCGGGUAAGCAGGCGGAGCGUGCUGGUCAGUGGGUUUCCUGCAGGGCUCCGGCUGAGUGAGGAGGAGCUGCUGGACAAGCUAGAGAUCUUCUUUGGCAAGACCAGGAACGGGGGUGGUGACGUGGAGACUCGGGAGCUGCUGCGAGGGGCUGUCAUGCUGGGUUUCACUAAGGACACAGAUCACAUUCUGGCCGGUACCCCAGUCAGUGCUAGUGCUCAACAUUCCCGAUGUGCUGGAUGGCCCGGAGCUGCAGGAUAUCCUGGAGAUCCACUUCCAGAAGCCCUCCCGUGGAGGUGGGGAGGUGGAAGCCCUGAGAGUCGUGCCCCCGGGACAGCGGGGCCUGGCAGUCUUCACUGCCGCAUCAGACUAAGAGCCUGCCCUCCUCGUCGCCCGCACCCCUCUGCCAAGCCUCUCGAACCAGACUGGAGUUGGGCGCACGGGUGCAAGAGAUCGUGCGGGUCAACGGCAGCAGGGAUUAUGGGUUGUGAAACACUGCCCAACAAUAAAAAGUGGUGUAACCUUCUUCUCAUUUCAUUUCCUGAAAGGAAACUUGAUUUGAGCACGGCAGGAGGAACCCUAACCAUCCACUCUUGGCCCUGGCCUUCUGGGAGCCCACCUUCCCCUCCAACUCUCAAGAGGCAACAUCCAGGACCCAGGGUUUGGCUUUUUAUUGACACAAACACAAAGGCAGCUUCGGUAAAAUGGGGUGGGGUACACGAAAGCAGAAAUCGCACUUCACACGUUUAG
Molecule: messenger RNA, 1330 nt
Organism: Lutra lutra (Eurasian river otter)
Lineage: Eukaryota; Metazoa; Chordata; Mammalia; Carnivora; Mustelidae
Gene: IFI35
Product: interferon induced protein 35
Exons: 6
Coding region: 206-1330 (374 amino acids)
Cellular component (GO): nucleus
Source: RefSeq, a predicted model, not a curated record